Messenger RNA from Malania oleifera, 959 nucleotides. RefSeq lists its product as uncharacterized. Bases 214 to 663 code for a protein of 149 amino acids. NCBI's taxonomy places the organism in Eukaryota, Viridiplantae, Streptophyta, Magnoliopsida, Santalales, Ximeniaceae. The transcript is spliced from 2 exons. The record is from RefSeq and is a predicted model, not a curated record.
GAAAAACUGAAGCGUGCGCAGUACGCACCGUCCAUUUUCUCAGUUCCCGCUCAUAAUUUUUUGCCCUAACCGCCACGCUCAGAAAAUUCCCUAUACAAAGAAGUGGAGAAACCGACCCGAUCCGAACCGAACUCGAGCUCGAAAUCGAAAUCGAAAUCGAAAUCGAAAUCGAAAUCGUAAUCCAGAGAGAGAGAGAGAGAGAGAGAGAGAGAGAUGUUGGGGAGAAUGCGAGCAGGUUCUUCUCUGGAUUGCUUGGAGAGACCACCUUCUAAGCUCAUCAAAGACGAUACCCUCUCCAUCUACGAGGCAACACUUAUAAAGCUGACGGAGGGUUCCAGAAAUGACCAAAAUUCAUACCCUGAGGUAGCAAUGCAGAUAGAAACUGAUUGUACUUAUAUGAGCAGUUUGCCCAACGAACAUUCAAUGACGACAGAUACUGAUUGUUUUUCGCCAAAUUCUAUUGAUUGUCAAUCUAUGUGCAGCUCAAAACAGCAACAGAGCAGAACUGUCUCAGUUCUUUACCUGUUUUCCAAGUAUAAGAGUCCUAGAAAGGCAAUGGCAACUGAGGAUUAUGGUUCUGCUGGUGCUUCACUGAGCCAAACCCCUAAACCCCCCAGCAACCUAAACACGCUUGCCCCAACCCAUCUGGACUCUCCUCAAUAAAGGUGAGGUUACAGUGACCUAUAUCAGUUUACAGAUGGGGUGGAAGUUGAACAGCGAUUGGAAGAUGAAUGUGUCAGUUCUUUGCCUGUCUUCUCAGUGCAAGAUUUGAACAAAUAGAGUCUACAACUCUCAUAAGUGUUCUAAUUAUGUGAUUUUUACCUGAUUAGCACUUGGAUUGGUGCUUGAUGAGAUGUAUAUUAGUUUGUAACUGUAUUUUUGAGCCCUCAUAAGAGAGUACUUCAAUGCAUGAAAUGGAAGUGGGUGGCUUGCAGUUGCAAGUAAUCGUCCAAUGAAAA